AUGGUGACACCAUCACACUUCCCCCUUGCAAAACGCUCCCUCGACAGCCUUGGGCUGCGAAGACGAUAUGAGUCUCCUCCACGGCAGUUCUUUCGCCCUGAACUUCGAGCUAGAGCUUCAAGUAGCUCAGCGCUGGCCCAACGCGCUGGCUCUAUGAGGUUUGCAACGGCAGUACCGGAAUCCUACAUCAAGAUGACUAGAAAGCCACCUAAGAAACGCAACAAUAGGAAGAAGAAUAACAAAAAGAAGCAGAAGGGUGGGCGCUCUAAGAACGCGGCAAUCGAGGAUCUACCGUUGUCGAAACGCUGGGCUUUAGCUGCGGCGAAUGCGUUUCGUCCGUCAAGCAAGAGUGAUGCAAAGCAGAUUCAGUCUAGAAAGCUUCGCCGUGUUGUAAAAAGAGCUGAUCUAUCGCCCAAAAUUUCUCGUCCAGUUCCAGCACAGGCAUUUGCUACCCCUCCGAAGAGAAAGUCGAGUCUGCACGCGGGCGCGAAGACGCGUGCUGCCUCGACUGGCAACAAUGACCCCCUUAUUGAAAAACCUCUUCCAAGCACUCCAGGGCCAAAAGUUCUAGAUAUCCCAGACAUCGAAGAGGAGCGUCCACGUAGUUCGAAGAGUACCAUUGGGGCAGAAGACACUCCUGUUCGUCAAAAUAAAGUGGGAAGACCUGAAGCGUCAGAGAGGUGGCCGGUUUUAUCCCCAUGGAAACCACCUCACUCGUGGGAGUCCAAUUAUUGUCGCGUUGAAGAGAGAAAGGAAUCUCAACAGCCUUCCUCACAACCCAACGAUGGUGUAGCACCUUCGACACCAACGGAAGUUCCUCCCCCUCUGCCGCCAUCAAAGCCAUCGACUCCCCCAAGGGGUACUACUCUACGGCAUAGUCGUCUGCGAAUCGCGUCAAACUGGGCUGCCAACAAUUCUCAUCUCGAUACUAUUUAUCAAGCAGUGGAGCCAAAUGAUCCAGUGGAGAUGGCGUCUCAAAACGAGCAUUCAGAACUUUUACCAAACAUGAUCCCGUCAGGAAACAAUAAGGCAGUAACACAACCACUGGAGGUAAACAGUGAAUCGAACCGCGUAAACCAAGCUGUGGGGAACAAUGAUAAUACCACCUUUAAACCCAAUCCAUUUCGGAACCGUUAUCGAACUGUCUCGUCGCCCCAACAUUCUUCACAACAGCAGCCGCAGAGUGACUUACGGGAAUUUUCUUUCGAAUUCAGCACCGAUUGCCAGAAUCCCGGGCCCACCAAUAAUCAGAAACAGGCAGGUGCUCAUAUGAUGGAUGACAAGGAAGUGUCGAAUAGUUACACCACUCCUCGCAACGAAAAUGCAGCGUCGAAAAUUCCCCGUGCCUCGCCAAAGGUAUUGACUCCUCCUUCUACUGGUGAAGUUAACAGAUUGAAGAAAAUUGCAUCUCCCCGCCGACGCAGUUCUAUCCCUAUCCCAAGUCGGAUGGUACAUGGACGGGACAAGGUUGAUGUUAGCGCGCUACAUGCUAGUCCUCCAUUAAAAACUACUCGCAACUCUAGUUCCGCUUACACCAGUACAAUCUACGAAGACGAAACUCCUGGAGGACAAAAAGAAUUGGGGUCUCAGAAAACUAUUGAUAGUAUUGAUCCCAACGACACAGGCCACAUGGGACUGCAUGGGAAUGAUUCUACCCCUCCAACGAGCCUGCCCGAGGGGUACAGAUCAAAAGAGUUGGCUGCAGCAGGUCGUUCUGGCCCUCAGCUCCGCAUCUCCCCAGAGGCAGACAAAGUUAUUAUGGGGAAUAUGACUGACGCACUUGAAGACUCGUCCCAAAAAUCUACUAGAAAUCGCGCCAACCGCCACUCAAGCUCGAAGAGACUCUCGGGGGAUAGUAUUUUUGGCAGCUUCACCCCCAAGUAUCUCAUGCAUUCGCAGUCUAACAGCUCCUUGAAUCCUUCCACUUCUUCACCUAUGGAGGGCAAGGUAGCAGUUGCAAGAGACAAGAAACUCAAGAAGGCUAGAAGCACAGACGCUACCUACGCCAAGAUGCCAAAGAACGAACACAUGAAGAAGUUCGGCACAAAUCCUUUCUACGAUGAUGGGAUUGCAGGACGCGUGCCAUUACCUGGAAUGUUCAACGAGAGAUACCCAUUCUUGAAUAGUAGCAGCCCGGACCCACCCCGUUAUUCAGAAGCAGAUGCGACCAGCCAGGGUUACAAGGCGCUGCCAUCGUCCCCGCUUGCUGAGAGCACAACCCUCAUCGACGACAAUGAUGUCGUAUAUUCCCAGCCUGGAUCUCAUCAGAAGUAUGUAGUCCCGAGCCCCCUGGACUCCCAUACCUCUGCGGACCAAUUCCACAAUAAAAAAGAGAAUGAACCCUUCAGCGAACGUGACGCUUCCUCUACUUCCCGCCACCGCAGUGCUUCGCAGCGUUUACUUCAUCGUUCAUCUCGCCAUUGCAUGUCUGAACAUGGAAGCCACGGUAAAUCGAAAUUGAACAAUGUAGCUACCUCGAACCCUUCUACCGAGUUAGUACAAAGGGAUACAUUUGAGAUUCCCCGUAGGAAGCAUCGAGAGAGCUCAGCAAAGCACCGCUCCGCUUCGACAAGCCUCGACUACCCCAAGGCUAAGGAGUCUUCUACAAGGGCUGGUGGCGUGUUGUCUAACUUCCGUGGUCUCUUCACGAAACAGAAGAACGACUCGAUCACCGCAAGUGCAAAUUCAGGAGCAGGUGCAUCCAGUUCAACCACUGCCAAGCGCAAGGAUCUCGAGCGCGUCAAAGCUGCGAAUAGCGGGAAAUUGAGUACCGGAAGCCCCAUGGAGCGCUCUUUCAGCCGUCGUGCCCGGGGGAUCUCCCGUGCCGACAAACGUGGCGAGGACAACCGGGGCACCUCUUCUCGUGACAGUAAUGUGGAUCAGUCCCGCCCAGCAUCUGACGCCCUUACGGUCACCUCGCAGAUGGCGGACUCACCGGCGCUCUCUGGGAUUAGUAAUGUUAGUGCUCUGUGUAUGAAUGUACUGAAUUCAGCUCGUGAUGAACCAAAUGGCGCCAAAAAAGAGAAGUUUCUCCAGCUUGGCAAAAUUCUCGUUGAGGUUGUUAACCACUCGAAUGAUGCUGAACGUGCCAUGUUGGCUGCUGUACAGGCUGCAAAGGAGUCUGAAAUCGCCUGCGCUCUCGCCAAGGAAAAUGCCUUGAGAAUUGCCCAAGUUGCUCAAGACUGGAUUAACUGCAGUAGUAGCGAUAACACAAGCCUACGCUAAGUCACAUUCGCAAUUUUUCUGCGUGUGUGUUUCGAGGCCAGCCUUUCCAUUGUCCAAGCCUGCUGAGUGCCCGAGAGCUAUCAGGAGCUAGCAAGUUCUCAUGGGAGCAUAUGACCUGUAUAAAAUAUUGAUGUGAUGAAGUUAUUACUUCUCUAUUUCUCAUUGUCUGAUUCUUAUUUUUCUUGUGUGUGAUCAAAUGUCUUGACAAUGCUAAGUUUACUUUUUUUUUUUCUUUUUUUCUUUUUUUUCUUUUUUUCUUUUUUUUCUUUUUUGUCACAGGACUGAUGCUGUUAUCAAUUUUCCCUUUCAUUUUUUUCGUCUCUACAUUUUCGUCUCGACCUCUGGCCCCAUCUUUCCCCAUUCUUCUCAUUUCUAUGUUUUGAUCUCCUCCAAUUAACACGACAAGAAGCAAGAUAAUUUACUGUUCUCAGAUAAGAUAGAAUAGAAAAGUAUCUUGCUUAUUACUGCCUUUUUUCAUUGUUCAAUUUUGUCAUAUAUUUUCCUUAAUGGGCCGGAGCCACUGAGGCAUGGAUCAUGCCAUCCUGCAUUGUACUCCUGUCUGCUGAGUUCUUCAGUUAUGCAGUUCCCCAUCAGAUAUCUGGCAUUUGAGUUCUGAUAUGAUCUUCAUCUGGCAAAUCUCAUAUCAUCUACCUUCAGAUAUUUGGGUAGCGAGUUUGCCUAGUCUACUACAGUGGACUCGCCAAAAUACAUCCUCUUUUCUAUCAAGGGGAUUUUUUUCUGUGGUUUUACUUUCACGCUAAAUAACUAAAUAUCGCGACGAUGCCCCGUUCAUCUGCUACGGCUUUUGCCUAUGAUUUCUGAUUCUCAAGCCCGCUCAACAUGAAUGCGAUGCUAGCUCGAAAGUGAUCGCUAGCCAAGUUCAAUGAAAUACGAUUUUUUUC
Blastomyces dermatitidis ER-3 is the source of this 4127-nucleotide messenger RNA. RefSeq lists its product as uncharacterized. The transcript has 4 exons. NCBI's taxonomy places the organism in Eukaryota, Fungi, Ascomycota, Eurotiomycetes, Onygenales, Ajellomycetaceae. The coding region runs from base 1 to 3225 and encodes 1074 amino acids. The record is from RefSeq and is a predicted model, not a curated record.